CCUCCUAGAGUACAUAUUGAUUUAACACACAGAUAAGUGACCGCACCACGGCACGCUGAGUGCUGCAAAAAAUAUAUAUAUCAGCAUCCCGCCUCGGUUGUGUUCAUACCUUUGACGCAAUACCGCUGCGUCAGGUUAAAGCGAAAACAGCGUCGUCUUAUAUCGCGUCGCAUGUCACGGGUUGCCGCUUGAAUUUGAGUCUCCACGUCACAGGAUUGUCGAGUCCUUGCGCCGAUUCAAAAGAUUCAAUCUUGCUAGAGAAGGUACACAUCAAAGAGAAGCGGCCAUCGAGGAAACGUGGCGUGAAUAGAACAGUGGCGUGUGUCAUGCAUGGAGAAACAGACGACGGCGAAGCAUAAACAUUAUAACACAUUCUUAUGUGAUUAGACGCCCUCACAGGGUCUUGGCAUGUCACGUUAGCAUUGAACUGCAAUAUUUACAAAGAAAAUUCACAUUUCACUGUGACCUGUACCUGUUUUAGAAUUGAAGAAUAACAUCGAUAUCAAAGCAAAACAAAGAAUAACUUGAUCGCACACAAUUCGUGAUUGGUAAUAACUGAAAUAUUGGCCCUCUCCGAGUGACGUUGCGCUCCUAUAUAAGCGAUCACUUUCUGUCGGCGGACAGUUAUAACAAAGAGGAAAGAGUGAUCUUGCUUUCAACACUCAAAGGAGCUAAAAUGGGUUUCGACAUUGAAAGGUUUACCGGAAAAGUCAACGAAGGGCUUCUGUGUUCCAUUUGCCGCGACGUUCUGGAAGAACCAUUACAAGCCCCGUGCGAGCAUGCGUUUUGUUCGACUUGUAUUCACGCGUGGCUCACACAUUAUAACACUUGCCCAGAAGACCGUUUACCGCUAUGGCCGAGCGACUUGAAGCCGAUUUUCAGGUACAUGAAAAAUGAUUUGGAUGCGCUGAAAAUAAGAUGCGACAACGAAGUGCGAGGUUGUAAGGCUUUGGUGCGUUUAGAUGCGCUUAAAACGCAUUCGAAGGAGGAGUGUGGUUUUGUUUUGGUUCGGUGUCCAAACGAUGGUUGUAACGAGGAACUCACUAGACGCGAUUUGGAGGCGCACUCUAAGACGUGCAAAUUUCAGUCGGCCGAAUGCAGUAAAGGAUGUGGCCUAAAAGUGAGCAAAAGUGAAGAAUCCGGACACAACUGUAUAGCAGAAUUGCGUAAAGCCUUGGCUAAACAACAGCAGGAAAGCGACGCUAAGGUUCGUGAGCUUAAAAAGGAGAUGGAGACGCGACUUGAUUCACAUCGCGUUCACAUGGUGUACAAGGAAGCCACGCUUCAAAAUCAAAUCGAGGAUUUGAAAUCUCAAGUGGCGGAGCUGAUCCGUGAGACCAAAUCGCUGAAAGCGCAAAAGAGAGAAGAGCUUCACAGUGAGGAUCCCGAAAGGAAAGAGAUCCUGGAAUGGUUAAGAAGCUUGAAAUAUCAAGACGAAAUUGCGGAGCGAUAUUGCAGCAGUUGUAACAAGCGGUAUCUCUAUGUAAGGAAGGAUGCAAUACACUGCUUGAAUGAUCAGGUAUAAUUCCUUGAAUUUUAAUGUUAUGUUUUUUAAAACUUGUGAUCUCAGCCGUAGAAAAUCUUAGUAUUCAAUUCAAUUUGCGACAUAACAGACAAAAGAACUUCGUAAAUAAAAAAAGGUUUUUCCAUAUUUUAUGCCCAUGGCAUGAUAUUCUCUAUGCGGUUUAAGUAUUUUGUUCACACUGACAAUUCUAAACAAUGAUAUUGACGUUUUUUCUUACUAACUCUGUAGUUUUCCGUUUGCGUGACCUUUCGGUUAUUUGGGUGUAGAUGAGUCACGAACCGAAAUCGUUUCCAUACGGAAAAAAAAAAAGAAAAAAAAAAAAAGAUUAACAACGAGAUACAAGAAACAGUUCUUGGUUUUGCAACCUUCGAAUAUAAAUCGAAAACUGUUCCCGCAAAGUUAAUUUUUUAGGUUUUUCCACUUCAUAAUUCUUUUAAUUCUUACGUUAUUAACCCUUAAGCUCCCAGACCAAAUUUGUAAUUCUCCUUACUGUCAACCAUACAAUUCUUGAAAUGUUAGUUCAGAGAAUUUAGUACUAGAUUAAGUAGUUUUACCCAAAUUAAUAGUUUUCUUUAUUCUCAUCACUUGUCUGGUUGACAUAAUAUUGAUAUUGUAAGGAGAAAUUCCGUCUUAGUCACUCAUGGGAGUUAAAGGGUUAACAACGAUUUUGAAACAUGCUAUCAAGGAUGCAACUCCAUAAUAAGCAAAAAACUUCAUGCCCUCUUUUAUUUGAAUGGCGCUCAAUCUAAAAAGCAAGUGGCGCGUGAUUUCCUUUUGCCAGUUAUAAGUUCAAAUUGACUAGGAGCAAAAAUUAUUGUGGUUAAAGAAUUUUUUAACUUACGUUAAAUAUUUGAAGUAUGAAUUUUUGGGAGGAUUGCAAUAAUCUAGAUAUGUGGCGCCGUCAGGUAAUCAAGACCUUGCCAACAUUAGCGGAAGAUAGUUCAAAACUACACGGGUGGUGUUGCGAACAAUAGAAUUUCGACAUGCACUAUUCCGCGCACAAUACCGGGUACUCAGAAACUCGUUAUGGUGAAAUUUAGGCCCACUGUUAGUAACGUUUUCAUACUUAUUUCACUAGAAAAUUUCGUGCCAUAUGAUAGGGGUGUUAAAAGCCCGUGAAAAGGUUAUCCGUUUACGCAGUCUUUCACACCCUUUAAACAAUAGUUCUUGACGCUUGCACUCGAAAAACUUGCACCCAACAACAGUUUACGCGUCCUCAUCCAGACUUCGAACGCGGCUCGGACGCGUUAACCGAUCCGUCGCAUCUUAUACUCAGAGACGGAUUGUUUUCAACCUUCCAGGUUAACCUGAGCCGCUCGUCCUCAACUGAGGAAGACGCCAUUCUCAGCCACAUCCGAAGCUCCCGCGGGACAAAGCCUCGAAGUUGGUGUCCAAGUCCCGUAGGUGCGGGUCAAGCCGCGGUAUUACCUCGCUCUCAAAGCGAGGAGUCCUCGUUGAACAGAGCCGUUUUGGAAUCAUGGCGUCGAACGCCAGAUGUUUCCACUUCACCAUGUACAAACUGAAACGCUUCCAAGAACAAAGAACUCCAGAUGAAGAGGAAAACUUAGAUUUCUAUUUACCAUCAUAAAGAAUUAAUGUUUCCUGCUUUAACUUAAAGUUUGUGUUGGAGAUAAAGAGGAUAUUCGCUUUUCAGAGACAGUUUCCAUAUAUUAAAUAUCGUACUUCUAAAAGAAAAAUUAAACCCCUAAUACACACACUUGAAUUUUCACUCUAAGACAACGUUAAUAUUAGAUCCUGCAACGUGUCCUAAAUGCCUUUGUCCCGAGUAUUUUUACCAGCACAAGCGGUUCUUGUGAAACUAGCAAAGAGGAGCUACAGAUGUCCAAGGCUUUGGUGUAGUUCGAAAGUUACACAUUUAACGCAAAAAGGAGAGAAAGAUAUUAUCUUAAAUACUACUUAAAAGUAUGGCACAGCCUCCUCAACGACUUCGCUUAAAACUCUCCAGCCAAGAUAAAUAUGGACACUAGUAUCAAGUUUCGAAAAUUUAAUGUAAAAUUGGAACGAACGUUGAUGGUACAAACAAAUCUAAUGGUUUCC
This is a messenger RNA of Pocillopora meandrina, 3583 nucleotides long. Lineage: Eukaryota; Metazoa; Cnidaria; Anthozoa; Scleractinia; Pocilloporidae. The record is from the annotation of a GenBank genome assembly.